Setaria italica (foxtail millet) is the source of this 1240-nucleotide messenger RNA. Its product is annotated as gamma carbonic anhydrase 2, mitochondrial. The transcript has 5 exons. The record is from RefSeq and is a predicted model, not a curated record. Lineage: Eukaryota; Viridiplantae; Streptophyta; Magnoliopsida; Poales; Poaceae. The coding region runs from base 169 to 990 and encodes 273 amino acids.
CACUGCCUCUGCCGCAGCCAUUGCCUUCCUGGCUCCUGUUCUCUCUCUCUUCCCCCGUCUCGCCUCGCACCAUUAAACCCCACCCGCGCGCGCGGCGGCCGGCGGCGAGCCCCACCCACCCAGGCACGCGGAGGAGGGCGCGGGCGUGCAGCAGCGCCAGGGGGAGGCAUGGGGACCCUGGGGCGCGCGAUCUUCACGGUGGGCAAGUGGAUCCGCGGCACGGGGCAGGCCAUGGACCGCCUCGGAUCCACCCUCCAGGGCGGCCUCCGCGUCGAGGAGCAGGUAUCAAGGCAUCGAACAAUCAUGAACAUUUUUGAGAAAGAGCCAAGGAUCCAUAGAGAUGUAUUUGUUGCUCCCAGUGCAGCAGUCAUUGGUGAUGUUGAGAUUGGACAUGGAUCGUCAAUCUGGUAUGGCUCCAUUUUGAGAGGUGAUGUCAACAGCAUUCAUAUCGGAUCUGGAACAAAUAUACAAGACAAUUCCCUUGUACAUGUUUCAAGAUCUAACAUCAGCAGGAAGGUCCUCCCAACCAUAAUUGGAAGCAACGUCACAGUAGGUCAUAGUGCUGUUCUACAUGCAUGCACCAUUGAGGAUGAAGCUUUUGUUGGUAUGGGUGCCACUCUGCUUGAUGGAGUGGUGGUUGAAAAGCACAGCAUGGUUGGCGCAGGAUCUCUUGUUAAGCAGAAUACAAGGAUUCCUUCUGGAGAGGUCUGGGUUGGUAACCCUGCAAAAUUCCUAAGGAAGCUUACAGAAGAGGAGAUUGCGUUCAUUGCCCAAUCAGCAACCAACUAUAUCAACUUAGCCCAGGUCCACGCAGCUGAGAACUCCAAGAGCUUUGACGAGAUUGAGCUCGAGAAGAUGCUGAGGAAGAAGUAUGCGCACAAGGACGAGGAGUACGACUCGAUGCUUGGGGUGGUCCGUGAGAUCCCACCUGAGCUCAUCCUCCCCGACAACAUCCUCCCGCACAAUGCUCAGAAGGCUGUUGCCCGCUGAACGCUUCCUGGUGGCCCUCUUGGGACACUUGGUGUUGUUGCCUGUUAACUUGGAACGUUUUGACACGAGUUUGGGUAUUAUUUCUCUGUUUUUCCCUGCCCAAUAAGAUUGGGUCGAGCGUUGUUUUAGGAUCGACCGUACACACCACCUCUAUUUUGAACUGCAAUGAAGAGAAGCUCAAGAUAUCUUUUUCACCGUGUUAUGAGGAAUUCGUAAUUGAAGUGGUCCUGUUUGUUGUUCUUUUGCUUAA